UAUAAAUGCGCUCCACCGCGGCGGUGUAAACUUUUGCCUGGUUACUUCGUUUCCAGAUCACCGCUGCUGCAAUCGGAUGUGCAUUUAACUGUGUAAAAAUCCAACGACAAAUUAAAACGUUAGACUGAGCAGCUAUAAGUCGAGUCGGUUGUGGCACUAGACUCUCAUGUCAGACUUUGGCAGCUUGCGGCACCUAUGGGGGGAAAGCUUGACAUGCAAUUGUGGUGACUGUGUAUUGAGACGGCAGAAAAGCUGUUGAUUACUGAUCUUGGGACAGUAUAGCUGCCACCCAGCUGAACAAAUGAGUUCCACCCAUAACACCAAGUCAUCCCCAUUGUUGUGAACUGGAAUAGCAGCCCAGUCGCAGGUUGUUUGAAGGAACAGCACUGGGAGUUUCUGGAUCGCGGCGUGCAGACACUCCAGAAGCAUGCUCGAAGCCAUCUGGCAGGUUUCCUAGAGCGGGCCUAAGUGAAUUGUCUUAAAUCUGCAUCUGGACGCACUUACAUUAUGAAGAGCAGCACCCAAGGUUGAUCCGUCCUGCAGUGAUCUUCCACAUACCAUUUGACUAUCCACAAUCACAUUACAAACUGAAUAAUCAUAAUCGAGCCACUGUAUCACCUUUUGUGGCCCCUGAAGUCAUGCAUCUUGAGGUGAAGAUUGCCUUGAACUUCAUCGUUUCAUAUCUGUAUGACAAGCUGCCGCGUCGCCGUGCCGACAUGUUCGGGGAGGAGCUUGAGCGGCUCCUGAUGACGCGUUUUGAAGGCCACUGGUACCCCGAGACCCCUCUGCGGGGGUGUGCCUUUCGCUGCCUGCACCUCGGCACUGCCAGGGACACCGUGGUAGAGCUGGCGGCAAGGCGGAGUGGGCUUGACAUGGCAGAGGUACGAGCCAACGUCCCCCCUGAGCUGAGCGUGUGGAUUGACCCCUACGAGGUAUCCUAUCAAAUCGGGGAAAGUGGGGAAGUGCAAGUCUUGUACUCAAAAGACCCAUCUGUCCAACUCUGUGACAUUGGGAGCGUUGAAGAUGAGUGUGUAUUUGGUGACUGCAAUGAUAAGAUGGAAGACAAGCGAUUAGGGUUCAAUCCUAAAGCACAGAUGUUUAUGCCAGUAGUAGGCAAGGUGUCUCCAGUUGGCAUACGGUCUCUCCCCAGCUCCCCUACACACUCCUCAUCCCACCAUAACUUUUUUGAAUACUUUGGCUCAAGUCCAGCAGCCAACAGAGCCAUUAACUCAUCAAACAGCUCAACCCCCUCUCCUCCAAAUUCACGUCUGAAUUAUGGUCAAUCUCAGCCGCAGCUUCCAGUUGCUUCCGACGGCCGUCCAGCCCCCCACCCUGUCACCUUUACAACUGCCAGUUUUGCUGCGACCAAAUUCGGCUCCACCAAGAUGAAGUGUGGGGGUACCGCUUCAGCAGUUGGACCUGGAAUCUCACCUCAGCCCGCCAUGCCCUCACGUUCCCCCGUUACCGUACCCCACGCCGGCCUUAUCAAGCAAAGGUCCUUCUCUCUACACUCCUUUGGGAGUCCUACGUCCAGUCAGCUGUCUCCUAAUGCCAAAGAGUUCAUCUACCCAGUCUCCCCAGUGGGAUUUAACUUUGACUCUGAUGUCCCACCUCUGCCUCUCCACACCACUCUUCCACAUCCGAACCCUCUUCAUGUUCACCCAACCUUUGGCCUGUUCUCGAGCUCCCAGCCAGGUCAUUCAAUGGGAGUUGUCAGUGGUAGAGGUGGAAUUUCCUACCUGGAGAAGCCAACAUUCAUGGAUGAAAUUUCAGGGUACAACCUGCAGUACACCAACCACAGCUCCCAGCCUGUAGUACUGGCCAGUUAAUGACUUUUGAUGCAUUUCUGGGAUGUUCUAGUCGUGCUUUUGGCUUGUAUAUUAUUCUCGUUCACUGUUUCCCUAGUGCCUGAGAGACACAACAGUCUUCCAGGAUUGAACUUUUCACAAUCAUGCCUAUUUUCAGACUAGUGUUCAUUCAACGAUCUGUUUCUAGUUUUUAAGUUAUGUUAAUGGAUUUAAAUUAAGCUGAUGAGACCUGUCCCAUGAGCACUGUGGAAAACCAAUGUAGUGGUGCUUUUUCACACUUAUUCAGUCUGAUUACUGCUGGUUGUGGUUUUUCUCCUUUCAGGAAAAAAAUCCAAGUGAUACAAGAGAUCAGCCAACUCCACGUUGAACAAUAGGUUUGGAAUGCAAUAUCAGAAUGAUCUUAAUUUGACUGUUAAUCGUGAGUUUUUGAUGUUUCAAGCCCGGUUAGUUUUUAAAGGUAGACAUUUUAAACGCACUAGGUGGGCUUGAAACAUUGAUAAUGUCACAGACUUUUUCCAUGCAAAGUCACUCUACACUGAGGUGUUUUUGGCUGCUGUAACAUGACUUUCGCAUUGCGUUUAACUAGGACAGUCUGUGAGCACGGUGACACAUCGUGUCAUGUGACUCCCAGAUAGGAUUACCUGUCCCGGUGCUGGAAGAAGACUUUUCUGGGAAUCUAGCAAUCUGAGAAUUUGUCUUCCUCUUUCAGAUUUUCUUACUUGUAUCUCAGGCAUCUCAAUGGCAGUAGUACGUGAGAGGAUUGGGGAGAGGAUGUCAAAUGAGGGAAGAGAUUUCGAGAAGGAGAAACUGGGAUGCUGUCUGGCUUUGCUGUCUUGGGAAGGGAAACCACACACACACACACACACACACACACACACACACACACACACAGAGCUGCGUCCCCAUCGGCAGUGUGUGAAGGUGAGAGUGGAAGGGGGAGGAGAACAGAUAAGCACUGGGGAUGGUGAUAAAUGGCCCAGCAUGACUUUCGCAGUGAAGGAGAGAGACUGCUGUGGGAGGGUAAGGAGGCUUGGGGGGGUGGAUUAGGAUUGUCUUUGUGAACAGGGAGUCCAGUCACUAAAUUUAAAAAUUGAUCUGAAUGAAUUUAGCUUCCGUGCGUUGGCUGUUGUGCUCCGCGAUAUGGUCGUGACCCUGUUGCACGGCAUCUAUGCUUUUCUGAUUGUGUACUCAAACUGUAAAACUGCUUUCAUUUGCCCAUAUAUAUGAAUAUGGACUUCAGAAGUUUCCCAUUGGCUGUUUGUACCCUUCUGUCCUUCCAGGUUACUUACUGGAAUGGGGGGGGGGGAGGCGGGGUGAGGAGCACUGUGGGUGUGUGAUCCAUGCAGUGGGAAGCAGUGAAGCAUCGAUAAUGUGUCUAACCAUCCGAGAGUGAAACGGGUCAUGAAGUAAUGGUUGAUGGUUGACCAUGGUGAGGAGAGCAGAGAGAGUGGCCCCUCACUUCCACAGCUUCUGGACGUCUAACACAGGUGCACCCUGUUUUUUUCUCUGUGCUGUCUCUAGGGAACACAUUGAGAGAAGAUUACCACCACAAGUAUGAUGGAUGGGGUGAUUACUCUGUGACGUCUGUCACGGACGAGUUGUUAUUGUUGCACGGUUUUAACAUUUUGAAUAAGAGAUGACUGAUGAAUGAACAUAAAUGUUUUUUUUUCUGGAUGGCUGCUUCUCACAUGGUUUAUUAUUGAGUGUAAUCAUUUGGGUGCGUUCACCUUAAGGUUAAGUGCGAUAAGGAGUGGCAGGAUAUCAGCAUUAAAAAUUCACACAUGGUCUACAAUCAUAUAAAGUAAAUGUUAUAUUGGCUGUUUCAUGGUUGGGAUUCUUUAGUCUUCAGGCUUUAUAGAGAUACAUGUGCAUGAUGGACUAUGAAAAUACACUGGUAUUUAAUGUUGAAUGUAGGUUAUCCGGGAGAAUGGUUCGAUGGUGGUGUAAAAUGGAGGGAAAUUCAAUUUGGGUUUAGGUAAAGUGUGAAUAUGGGAGCAGAGCGUCUCUCAGUCACAAGACUGUUGACUUAGCUACCUCGCAAUCAUAUAAGUCGAUAUUUCUUUUCACAAAACACAUUUCCUUUUAGUUCUGCUGUUUUAGGGGUAUCUGUCAGAAUACCAAAGGAGGUGAUUGGAUCAUUCUAGAAGGCAUCCAUCACUCUUUUUAACUACUUGACUGACACUGUAAAGUCUUCUCCAGAGUUUGCAGUUUUACUUUAUUGGAUAAGUUGAUGUGGCCAGAUAUUUCACUGAAACCCGUUCAGGUUCAUGCGGCGUAGUCCGCCAGCCAGCACAGACUUCUCAGACUUCAACACGCCCCAUUGUUGUGACACGUCCAGUUCCUACAGCCUAGAUCGGUUAACAUGUAAUGCAAGUAAACGUGCUCUGGAGGGUCUUUAGUUAACCAGAGUCCAAUGGCUUCUUUGGUUUCCAUUUUUUCUGGGUCUGAAUCUGGAUUAGCAGCCGCUAACAGAAUGCAGAUUUGGAAUUGAACCGCUUCAUGAAGCUUUCAAACAUCACUGCUGCUCUCUGAAUAGUUUUUUUCAUGUGCUUUUCAGUCUGUUUUUGAGUAGUAUUCUGGGAUGCUGUCAUAAUCCUCACCCUACCUUAGGCUCUGAUGUCAGACUAGACUAAUGGAAGACAGGUGAAGAUGAAGCAUUUGCACUUUUUUUUUUUUUUUUUGGACGUGCAAUAUUUUUCCUUGCGAUUAUUAUGUGUCACUUGUUCCUGAUGGAUGGGCACCAACAUCUUUGAGCCAGUUUUAUCUCAUCGCUUUGGCUGCUCUAGAAUUCAAAGCAGCACAGAGCUGAAAAAUGUACCGAUCGUUUAUUUCUGUCUGCGAACUAAUACAGUACUGUCUGCGGGUAUGAUUGGUACUUGGUCUUUGCAUUGUAGAUUCUGUACCUGCCUGUUCUGGGAGACCCGUUCUGUGUUUUCCUCUCAGCAGGCUGACGCCUGCAUUUUAUUUUACCUGACUUUGUUUGUUUUUUUAGUUUUGUAAUAAAAGACACCAAAGCAUGAAAGUCA
Molecule: messenger RNA, 4834 nt
Organism: Paramormyrops kingsleyae
Lineage: Eukaryota; Metazoa; Chordata; Actinopteri; Osteoglossiformes; Mormyridae
Product: protein Tob2
Biological process (GO): regulation of gene expression
Cellular component (GO): nucleus; cytoplasm
Molecular function (GO): transcription corepressor activity
Source: RefSeq, a predicted model, not a curated record